UCCCGGGCCUGGGAGCUGGCAGUCGCUCGCAUGGCUGCGCUAAGGGGUUUACUGUCGGGGCUUCCGGGACUUUUAGGGUUUAGGACACCGCUCUGGGGUGAGUCUCCCAGGGCAGGACUGUUUGUUGUGGCCUGCGUUUCGCAGGGUCCUGCGGCGAGAGGGGAGCAGAUCGGGCACCAAGGCCAGGCGGCGGGUCUUCCUGGAGUCGCGGGGAAGGAGACCCUCGGCGUCCCGACCGGUCCCGAUGCCUCGGGCUGGGGCUGCGAGGAAUCUGACCCUAGACCGAGGAGCUGCCCUGUGAUCUCCGCCUCCGGCUGGAGGAAGCAGGACAACUUAGAAAAAGUAAGGGGUCGAGGAGGGCAGGCAAGUUAAUGCGCCUGAUUGGAGGAGAAAUCUGUUCAGGAGCAAAGGAGGCGGUGGCGAAGAUUUGUAUAAAUAACGUAAUCGGCCGGCGAAGUCUUAACUCCCUGCUUUCCGGAACAUCGGAGGGAGGUGCCCUGAAGAUGACGCAGUUAUUUGUAUUUGCUUGAGUACUGUGCCGUAAUUAUUUACCAUGUGUGGGAAAAGGAUGAGUGAUAUUCCACCCAGAAUGGAAGUAUGUCCCUAUUGUAAGAAGUCAUUUAAAAGAUUAAAAUCCCACUUGCCAUACUGUAAGAUGAUAGGACCAAACAUACCUGCUGAUCAUAAAGUUUUUCAGUCCAAGCCAGCCACACUCCCUCGUGCUAAAAAAAUUAAGGGACCAAUCAAAGACUUAAUUAAAGCUAAAGAGAGAGAUUCACAGAGAAAAAGUGAGGGAAGAAAUACUAAUUUAGUAAGGAACAAACCAGAAGGAACAAUUAAGUCCUUUCCGUUACUAGCUGUUGGUUUGGAAAGAGCAAGUAAUCCAAAGGCAGAUAAAGACAUUAAGAAUCAAGGUCAACUCUCUCUCAAAAUAUUAAAAAACACUGAACCAAAGCUUACUUUCCAGGGUGAGACAAAACCUCAGUUUAAUGCAUCAGGAAACACCUCUCCUAAAAGAGAACUUGCCAAAGAUGUGCCUAAGUCAGGGGAAAGUAGAAGUAAUUUCUCAGAAUCUGGAGCAGCUUUACUGGUUGGCUCAAUGGAACCUUCUUCUUCAAAUCAAGAUAGAAAAUAUUCUCCAGACUUACCUACUGACAUACAAACUACCUCUGCUAAUCUGACAUUGGACAAAGUUGAUCUACUACAGCAGGAGCUUCAGGUAAAAUUAUCAGAUGUGCCUAUUAGUGAUUAUCAUGGUCCUCCUGUGAAUCUCAGUGAUGAGGUUGAAACAGUAAGAACAUCAUUGUCAAGCAGUGAAAGAGCCUCCAAAGCCAGGGAUCACCUCUCAGAAGUUCCCACUGAUGUAAGAAACUCUGAGACUCAGAAAAAUAACACCAAGUCACACAUUUUAGGCCAGAGAGUAAGCCUAUUAGGUAAAAUCCAAGAUGAGGAGAACCAGGACUUCACAUAUGACAUCAAGGAAAAAGGACUGAACCUUGGAGUAGAGGCAUGUGGGAACCAAAGAAACGCAGAGAAAAGUGUGUCUGUGAUAGAAAUGCAGGAGUGGACUUCUGUAAGUAAUGAUUCUAAAAGCUUCAAUAGUCAUGAUUCAGGCAGAGAGAAGAAAUCUCAAGAUGAAGAUCCAAGUUUCAGUUUGUUCGCUCCAAGAGAGACAACUUGCAAUGAGUUCCUUUCUGUAUCACAGUCAAGUAAUCAAAGUCUUGCCUCUCUGGCUAUAAAAUUUCUGCAAGAGGAGAAAGGAGAAGCCUGCAACCAAACUCAAGUCACUGAUGUAAAGGCAUUCCUGGAGAGCAAGGAACAGACUUCUCUAGAGCCCAGAUCUGGCUGUCAGUCCCAGGCAUUACAUAUUGGAUGCCAGCCAUCUUUAAGUUCAACCCAACAUCACACUUCUAAAAACCCCUUCACCAAUCAUGUUGAUGCUGCUGACAGAAUGACCCAGCCCAGCUCCAUGGGGCUGGAGUGGUUUCCGGAACUCUAUCCUAAUUAUCUGGGACUAGGGGUGUUGCCAGGGAAACUUCAUUAUUGGGAUGCAAUUGCCCAGAAACCUCAGCUCAUCAGUCCCCAGGGGGGAAGACUUUUACAAGUUCCUUUGUUGGAAAGAAGUGCAACGGAUAUAAGGAUUUUGGAAUCCCCAACCAGGCUGACAACCUCCAACUUCUCUCUAAUGAGGCUCCUGGGAGCUGUACAGAAAGGGUGGACCGUGUGCAACAGCACCCUCAAGAGGAGUGGCAUUGUUGGCAUCACAAUGCUUUUUACAAGCUACUUCACCCUUUGUUGUUACUGGAGUUUCAGGCACCUGAAGCUACAGCGUUGGCGCAAGUGACAUUGAUCUGGACACCGCUUAAGAAAGCUUUGAAACUCCACGAAGAAGACGGUGGAGAUGAUCGCAGUACAUAUUUAAUAAUUUAUAAUUGUAUUUGGGACGGGGAGAGGAACUAAACAUAAUAAAAUUAUUGGAAUCUAAAUUAUAUGAAAAUAAAUUUUAUGUGGACAGAU
Messenger RNA from Choloepus didactylus (southern two-toed sloth), 2517 nucleotides. RefSeq names its product chromosome 18 C17orf80 homolog (gene MTNAP1). The record is from RefSeq and is a predicted model, not a curated record. The transcript has 5 exons. The coding region runs from base 554 to 2344 and encodes 596 amino acids. Lineage: Eukaryota; Metazoa; Chordata; Mammalia; Pilosa; Megalonychidae.